GGAGGGGGGGGGCUGAAAAAAAAAUUACAACUCAGUUGAGGCAAAAACUAUUCAGUAUACAAGAGAGAUUUUUUGUUUUAUAUUUCGCAAAAAAAGACAUACUAGUCUACUAUGUUUUAUUUUGUUUCAAUUUUACGAGCAAGCAAAAAUGUUACAAUCACUCGCUAUACCCUCACAAAUAAUGGAUUGGUCGAAAUAGCAUUCGGUCAAGAUGGCUGCGCCCAUGAAGCAUUCAGACAUGAGCGUUCCAAAUGAAAAUAACCAUGAAAAUGACAAGUUUCGAGUUCAGUUCAAACGUUAUAAGAGACGAAAACCUCCCCCUGAUCUCAGUGAGGUGAUAGAUUUUUGGGAUUCGGUGUUGGUAUCUCAGAAUCAUCCCAAAGUGACAUGCCAACUAUGUGCGAUGACAUCAGCUACAAAGUUGGGGCUGAAGCCAGUUGACCAGUGGAGGUGCUUCACACUCCAAGGUGCUCCAGGGUUUGUCUACAUUGAAAAUCCAUUCCGUCCUGGCUACCAACAUUACUGGAUCAAACGAUGUCUUCAAGACUACCCCAACAAGCCCAACGUUUGCAAUCUGGACAGUCACCAUUCUAUCCGCGGCGGUCUGUCACUGUGGGAUGACGACAGUGACGCCCAAUCAAAGAAGAAGAGUCUCAUGGAUCAACUGCGAUGGGUGACUCUUGGCUAUCACUAUGACUGGACAGCCAAGCUGUACCAUCCACACAACCGGACACCCUUCCCCGGGGACCUAGCGGACCUCUCAGCCUUUGUGGCUAGUGUUAUGGGGUUCCCAGCCUUCCGCUCCCAGGCAGGCAUCGUGAGCUACUACCACAGCAACUCUACACUGGGAGGGCAUACAGACCAUUCUGAGUUUGAUUUCACUGCACCCAUCAUAUCUUACAGUUUUGGUCAUUCGGCCAUCUUUCUGCUCGGUGGAAAGACGAAAGAGACCUCCCCAUUGGCUAUGUAUCUGCACAGUGGUGACAUCAUAUUCAUGGGCGGCCAAUCCCGCCUGGCCUACCAUGCAGUCCCCAGGAUUCUCAUUCCGGAAGGCUCAAUGAAGCUUCCAUCAUGCCUGGACCGGGUGGAAGACUCAGAACCUCUUGGAAGCAGCUGCAAGAGUGCCUCUGAACCAACAGGUUGCUGUGAUAUCCCAAGACCCAGUCAAGACACUACAGAUUCCCUAUCCUUGUCAGGCAAUAAGAAUCACACAUCGGCUCCGGUGCCUCCUUUCAGCAGCUGUGACACUGAAAUUUCAAAAGAGGACAGCAACAUGCACGAAAGAACUGAGACUUCCAAAGCCUACGAUUCCAGCUUCAGAUUUGAUACAGGGGAUGACGCCUUGGAUGCAUUUGAAAGCAGUCUCAAGUCUGGUGAAGGCACCUGUGGGAAGCACAGUCCUAGAUGUGCUGCCCAAGGCCUUGUAGACUCAGACUACACUGUCAUUCAUGAGACCAUGCGAUCAUUACAGGACCCUCAAGCCUGGGAGCGGUUUGCCAAGUUCAUGUCCAACACCCGCAUUAACAUCAGUGUGCGACAGGUGACAGGUCCGGGCCGUGAUUUCCCAUCAGAAACUGUGAAUAUAUGCCAUGAACCAUCCAUCUGUACUCACUCAGAUCUCUCAGGAUCUAAAAGGAAAGCGGAGCAAUUAGACCAAGGCUAAAUUAUGAGAUGUCCUUUUACCUCAGCAGAAAUAAUAUUUCAAAGUCAACGUUACUGUUAAUUUAUGAAAGCUCUGAAAUACUUUUUAAAUUGUGAGAAUGUACAAUUGUAUGCAGUUAAGUUAUGCUGCAUCUAAAGGAAUUAUAUAAUAAAUAUAAUGAUGAGAAAACAGCGCUCAGUUUACUUCCAGUGUUGCCUUGAAUGAAACUAAGGGAAUACAAUAUGCAUGACUUCCAUUCACAAUAUAAUGAUGACCUCAGUGCAAUACAAAUGUACACUAAAAUCUUUAAAAAAAAAAAAAUUAAAAAUAAACUUAAUACUACAUCAUCUUAGACCAGAUGUGUGGAUAAAGCUGGAAUAAAACUUUUACCCAAACUGAGCUACAUUAAAAAGUAAAUAAUAUAAUCUCUUUGAAAAUCAUAUUAUAAGUAGGUCAUUUGAUUUCUUUUAUCAAAUGGCUCUUAAACCCACAAAGACAUCCCUCUUUUCCUACUCAAAUGUGGUGGUAUGGUCUUGCUCAGUGAAGUUGCUUUCAUGCCAUUUUCAAGUUUCAUCUGAAUGAGACACCGAACAAAAACUCUGCCAGCAUUUAGUUUGGGAAUAUACUACAAAUAUUGAACUGAUUAUUUUUGUGCAGAUAGCUGCAGACUCCUACAUAAUAAUUUUAAAACAUUGUGUGUUUUUGUUAAAAUAAAAUGUACAAAUUGAAAGUUAGUAAGACAAACAAACACAUUUGGGGAGAGCGAUUUUAAAGUUUAGGCCAAGUUUUACCUCUACAAUGUAUUAAGCAGACAUAACUCAUUAAAUAUAUAUCUGUAACUAUUUACCACAACCCAUAUUGGAAAUAAUAAAAUCAGCUGUAUAUUUUAUGAAACA
This is a messenger RNA of Patiria miniata (bat star), 2538 nucleotides long. RefSeq names its product nucleic acid dioxygenase ALKBH1-like. The transcript is spliced from 5 exons. The record is from RefSeq and is a predicted model, not a curated record. Gene Ontology annotation, molecular function: broad specificity oxidative DNA demethylase activity; oxidative RNA demethylase activity; ferrous iron binding. Bases 212 to 1663 code for a protein of 483 amino acids. Gene Ontology annotation, biological process: oxidative RNA demethylation. Gene Ontology annotation, cellular component: cytoplasm; nucleus. NCBI's taxonomy places the organism in Eukaryota, Metazoa, Echinodermata, Asteroidea, Valvatida, Asterinidae.